AUGACGGAAGCUCAACACCUUGACCAGCAUUACACUCUAGACCAACAGACUCUGCUCCGUCACAACUACGCACUGUCGCCGCCCUGCUUACGCUAUACCGACGGAACUGCUGAAGCUCUGCGCCAGUUCAGCAACGCCCGUCACGGUUUCGCUAUGGCGCAGUCAAUGCUGGCGAACCAGUGCGGACCUGACAGCUAUAUGCAGUCUCAGUCCUGGGCACUGCAGCCAGCAGCAUCGGGCAAUAUCAAACCGUCGGUCGCCGCACCCAUCGAUCCGAGCUCCAGCGUAGUAUACCCUUCCGACCAGACUUGGAGUAGCGCGCCCGUCAUUCCUAGCUCUUUCAACUGGCAUCAAGCAAUGCAGCAGGUGGAACCUUAUAUCUUGCAAGAAUCGGAUUCUCAGUUUGGUCGGAGCCACGAGCUGCUCUACGGUUCCGUUGGUGCACACAACGCCGUCGCGAAAGGCUUCGAGUAUAACGGUCAAGCAACAUGGGCGCCACCGCAGCUGGACAGACUGCCCAGAGUAGUGAAUACGGGUUUGGCUGACGCAGCUAUGCGUAACUCGAUAUCGCCAAAGAGUUACGCUAGUGACGACUUUGACAACUCUUACAGCCCAGGAUCGAUGCCAGAUCAAGUCUCGCCAGGUGGUAACUGGCAAGGGUUUCAGAUGUCGUCCCCAAACACAUUCAUACCGCCACCCAAAUCCGAAUCUUACUAUACUGACGCCGACUUCGCUGGCUUGCCGCAGAUGGGUGCGGGCAUGGCCUUGCCCUUUGCGCAGUCUACAGACGGUGGUGGUCAAGGACACGUCCCACAGAUCUCUGAAGAGGUCCCACUGCCUAAGUCUGAGCAUUCUCCCUCACAAAACAGCAGUGUCGGCAGAUCCACAUGGCGCACUGAGCAAUAUCAGCAAUGUACCUCGGGCUUGUCCAUUAGACCCCGCAACGCUGUAGGUCACAAUGGACAUCCCUCCAGCGACACGAAUCUCUCGUCCGAAGAUGAUGAUUGGCAUAGGCGUUAUCGCCCAUCUCCGUGGAACAGUCCGCAUACUACUCCCACCCAAGGUCGCUUCCAGGCGCGGUUCCAGGUUCCUCGCAGUGCUAGUGCACAAGCCCAAAGAGACCAUAACGACCGACUGCUCAUCGAGGGCAAGAAGAACGGCGAAACAUACAAGGAGAUCAAGAUGAAGAUGAUAGGCGAGAAGCCCGCCGAAUCCACCUUGAGGGGCCGCUACCGUUCCCUGACCAAAGCCCGGAAGGAUCGCGUUCGGAAGCCUGUGUGGACAAAAGUUGAUCUUCGUUUGCUGGUCGAUAUCGUCCAGCAAGAGUUUGACCGCGUCGAAAGCAGCCUGCAGCACCCGGGCGCCUUGGGCUUUGAGCAGAAGCUGGCCAAGGUAUCCUGGAAAAAGGUGGCUGAUUACAUCCAAGAAAACGGCGGAUCAUACCACUUUGGAAAUUCGACUUGCAAACGAAAGUGGCUGGAGCUGAACCCUUCAUACCAGUGA
Messenger RNA from Exserohilum turcica Et28A, 1503 nucleotides. RefSeq lists its product as uncharacterized. The transcript has 3 exons. The coding region runs from base 1 to 1503 and encodes 500 amino acids. The record is from RefSeq and is a predicted model, not a curated record. NCBI's taxonomy places the organism in Eukaryota, Fungi, Ascomycota, Dothideomycetes, Pleosporales, Pleosporaceae.